Messenger RNA from Maudiozyma barnettii, 3540 nucleotides. RefSeq lists its product as uncharacterized. Gene Ontology annotation, molecular function: lipid binding. The record is from RefSeq and is a predicted model, not a curated record. Bases 1 to 3540 code for a protein of 1179 amino acids. Lineage: Eukaryota; Fungi; Ascomycota; Saccharomycetes; Saccharomycetales; Saccharomycetaceae. The transcript has a single exon.
AUGUCACCAAAUAGAAACACUACAGAAAAAAUGAGUAUAAAAAGCAAGGAUAAUAAAAAUGCAAAAAAUAAGGAGGAGAUGCUUAGUUCAGAAGAAACUCAAAUGUCAAAUUUGAUGAGUGCUAACAAAGAGAAGAAACAGGUGAGUGCUAACAAAGACAUAGCCCCAAGUCAGAUAGUUAUACCAGACGCUUCCUAUGUCGGUUGGCAACAGAUCAGUGGCUGGGAAGAAAAUGAUGCUUUAACUCCUGAAGAUGAAUUAUUAGAUUUAAAUACAGAAACUAUCCUAGAUAAUGUUAUACCAGAUAAAUUUUAUGGCGAUUGGUAUCAUUUCGUAGGGAUAUUUGGUCUUGGAGGGAGUUUGUCCUUUUUUUUUGGUUAUUUUAAAUUUUCAUUAGCUCCAGUCUUUAUUAUUAUGGCAUUAUUGGGAUUAUAUGCCAGAACAAACUCAAAAAAGUAUAGACAGUCAAUCAGAGAUUUGAUAGAGAAAGAAUUUGCCGUUGAUAAAAUUGAGAAUGACUACGAAACUUUAGAAUGGUUAAAUACAUUUUUGGACACAUACUGGCCUAUAAUCGAACCAACUGUAUCACAUGAUAUUGUUAGAGAAGUUAAUAAGAUACUAUCUGAUAAUCCUGCUAUUCCAUCCUUCAUUAAGAAUUUAUGGAUUGACACAUUCUCUUUGGGUGUUAAACCACCUCGUAUUGAAAAGGUGAAAACGUUUUCAAACACAUCCCCAGAUGUAGCCAUUAUGGAUUGGACUGUAUCAUUUACUCCUCAUGACUUAUCAGAUAUGGAUAUUAAGAAGCUUAAGAAUUACGUUAAUCAAGUGGUUAUAGUUAAGGCAAAAUUAUUAGGCAUAAAAUUAGAGGUUGCAAUUUCUGAGAUUUCUUUCAAAGUAGAUAUUAGAUUAAAAUUUCAAUUAAUGCCCGACUUCCCACAUAUCGAAACCGUGAAUAUUCAAUUAUUAACAGUGCCCGAGAUUGAUUUUGUUGCUCGUUUAUUUACAGACAGCAUUUUUAGUUGGGAGUUACUUGCUAUACCAGGUCUUUACACAAUGGUUCAAUUCCUAGCCAAAAAAUACAUGGGUCCAAUUCUUUUACCACCCUUUUCACUACAAUUGAACAUUCCACAAUUAUUGAGUAAAUCAAACUUAUCGGUCGGUGUUUUAGAGAUUGAUGUUAAAAAAGCUACGAAAUUAAGGCUACCUUCUUCAAUGUUCUCUAGUAAGAAUUUAUAUAUUCAAUUUAAAGUUAGUCACCAGAAAUUAGCUAGAACAAAAGUGGCUACUGAUUCUCAACAUCCAGAAUGGAACGAAAAGUUGUAUAUACUGCUUCCUUCAUUUAAUGAGCCACUUAAUGUUUCCAUUGUAAAUGAACGUAAAAAUAUUAAGGAUAAGUCUCUAGCAUCAUUUGAUUUUGAUUUAAACAAAUUGAGCCAUGAUAAUAUACAGAAAAAUCUGUCUCAAAAGUUUUUGAACAAUUUAAAACCAGCUGGUGUCCUAGAUUUCAAUGCUAAAUUCUAUCCAGCAAUCGAAAGAAAAACUUUGCCUGAUGGUAGUGUCGAAGAAUUGCCUGACUUGAAUACAGGGUUGGCCAAGAUUUGUAUUAAAGCUUGCAGGGGUAUUAAUGAUGACAUAACUAAAAAAGUAUCUGCCUAUGCAGAAUUGUACAUUAAUACAAAGUUAGAAUUAACAACUUCUAAAUGUACAAAGACGAAUGUGCUCGAAUGGAAUGCGGAACACGAAUUACUGGUUAUGAACCGCCAUACAUCACGUUGCAAGAUCAUACUGAAAGACAGAAAAGGAAAAGAAAUAGGAUCAACUGUCCAAUCUUUGAACGACCUAAUUGAUAGGCAGAACAUUGAAAAAACCUGGAUUCCAUUGAAGGGUACUAAAAUUGAAAUUUGUGUAUCAACCUUUUGGAAACCCGUUCAAUUUGAUGAGGAAUCCAGUGCACUGAUUUACAAUGCACCAAUUGGUACAGUUAGAAUGUUUGUGAAUAAAGCCACUUUUGUUGGCCAGCCAACGUCUAAAAAUCCCUACAUUAGGGUACUUGUUAAUAAUAUCACAAAGGAUAGAACCAGUGACGCUACCGAUAUAAAAAACUGCUCUUGGAACGAAUCAAUGUAUGUUACUGUUUCGUCUCCAAAUCAAAAAAUUUCAUUAGAAUGUAUGGAGGUGACAGAUACUGGACAUCACAGAUCUGUUGGUAAAUUUGAUGUUCCUAUUCAAGACAUGUUCGAUAAGGACGAUUCGGAUAGAUAUAUUGAGAAGAUCGAGGAUAAAAAAAAAGUUGGAAAGCUUGUAAAAGCUAACGAGACUGUGGCGGAGUUGUCAUAUUAUAUAUCAUUUUAUCCAACGUUACCAGUUUUGACAAUUGAUGAAUUAAAUGAACUAGACAUUUUAAAUGAAAGAAAGAAGAAACUAGAGGUUCUAAAAUUAAAGAGUCUAGAGACUGGAGAAUCAACUAUAGAUGAGAAAAAGCACAUUGAAACUGAAGAAUUAGAGAUCAAGGAUAGUGAGGAUAUGUAUAGUAAUAAAAUGAAGUUAGAUAUUGACGAACUUUUACAAUAUAACUCUGGUGUUAUAGCUAUAACGGUACUGGACGGUGAAGUUUCACAACCAGGGUUAUAUGUUCAAACAUAUUUUGACGCUUCAGGACAUUCCAGAUAUACCUCACCAAGGAUUGCAAUCAGAACCAUACAAACUGGUUGGAUCAUGGAUGCAAUGAUCAGUGAAUUAGAAUGGUCUGUUACGACAUUCAGGGUUACUAAGUGGAGAAAUUCUAAUAAGGCAGAUGACUGUAUAUGUGAACUUGCAAUCCCUACGAUUGAACUAGUGAAAAAUUGUUAUAAACAACCAUCAAUUGUGGCCUUAACAGGUAAAUCUACUGCCAAACUUACUGUAAGAGUUUCAUGGUUUCCAACAAAUCCUACAAAAUUGCCAUUAUCUGACCUAAUUAUAAAUAGCGGUGAUAUGUCAAUUACAGUUUCUUCAGCUGAAGAUUUGGAUGCAGGAGAUAGUAACGGCCGUUCUGAUCCUUAUGUUAAACUUUACUUAAACAAUGCUAAAGAACCAUUCUUAGAAACUAGACACAAGAAGAGAACGAGAUCUCCUACGUGGGACGAAACAGCUAAUGUUGUAGUAAAUAACAGAGUAAACGAUCACCUCCAUAUUGAUGUUUUAGACUUUGAAAGUUCAAAUAAAAGUAAAAUUCUGGGACAAGCUGUUGUGUCAUUAUCCGAAGUUGACCCAGAUGAACCAACGACACUAGACAUCCCGUUAGUAACUCCUUCUGGUAAUGACUGUGGGGUUAUCCAUUUGGAUUUUUCAUUUUCUCCACGUUAUACAUUGAAUGUUACUAAACAAACUAUUAGAAAUAAUAACGGAGAAAUUCCAGGUCUCGAUUUUAUCCCUGGUAUCAAAGUGGGUACUACUGCUGUCAAUGCAGGUGUGAGUACCCUAGGUGUCAUCAGUAAGAGCUUUGGUGGUGGUAAGAUGACAUCUAGUAGAAGGACAAAAAAAAUAGAAGAGGCAGAUUAA